AUGGUGCAUGUGCGUGUACACGGAACAUCAUCUCCAAAACAACAAAUAGUGAAUACAAAUGAAGUUCCAGAUAACUCUUCAAAAGAUCCUCCCGUAAUCGAUGAAAUAAAAUUGCCAUGUAAAGUGAACAUCAGUAGUCGACCAUCACAUUCAUGGUCAAAUGAUGUAAUACUAACAGUAUCAAAAACAAAUUUGGUAAAGGGUGAUUUGUUUGUGCUUGACCUAAAUGAAGAUGGUACUAAGAAAAUUGUUUUACAAGUAGAAGAAGUGAAAGAUCCACCUGCACGUUUGCCAGGUAUAGCAUCAAUGAUAUUGGCUUCUGUUUACGGUCUUUGGGUAAAAGAUGCACCCUAUAGAGUAUCAUCUGGCUAUGUCACAGCAGAUACGAGAUUUGUAUUUCGUUCUUUGAGUGCAUGUUGUACAUUAUUUUUGCAAAUGAGUAAAGAAAUGUGGGAUUUUGAUCCAAACGGUGAUACAUAUUAUGAGAAAGCAGUUGAUGGAUUUUUAUUUGAUUUGUUUACGAGAUGGAAGCAACUUUCGUGUCAACAUGACGUUACAAUGACAUUAUUUUCUCGUGUAUAUUACAAUGUUACAGAUAUUGAAGCGUUUCCCAAACAAAUGCGUUCAUGUAUUGCACAAGAUUAUCAUGGACGAUUCUACGAAGAUUUCUAUCGCGUUAUUUAUCAGAAUGAACGUUACGAUGAUUGGUUACCAAGAUUAAUUAAAAUUAAACAGGUUAUUGUCGAUUAUAAAGAUUAUGUUUUGAAUUAUCAUCGAAAACGUUUGAAAAAUGACAAAGUACCAGAAGCAACAAUUUCAUGUGCCGCUGAAGGCAAUUUUCUCGAAACAUUAAAUUUAUCAUCGAGUGUAUUCGAACGACAUUACAUUGAUCGUUCAUUUGAUCGUCUUGGUCAAAUGUCUUUAGUUAUUACACCUGGUGGUGGAGUGUUCGAAGUUGAUAGAGAAUUAGCAAAUACCACGAAACAACGAGUAUUAGAUAAUGGAAUCGGUAGUGAUUUAGUUUGUCUUGGUGAACAGCCCUUAUUUGCUGUACCAUUAUUUAAAUUUUUUAAGCAGGGCUUAAAUGUUGCCGCAGAUUACCAGAUCCCACACUGGAUGAACUUAAGUUACUACCAUAGUUCAACUGCUCCAUCGUGUUUUAAACGUUACACCCCACGAAUAUUGUUCGAUGUUAGUCGAAUACAAAAUGAUCAACUAAAACCGGAUGAUUCUAAUUCGUCAAUUGAAGAUAGUUUUAUUAAAGUGCCGCGUUUAUCCGUUGAACAAUAUGAUGAUCAAGUAUUUAGAACACAACCAAGAGGUGCAUCUAAAAGUCUGUAUGUUGAUAAAUAUGACUCUUCUAGAACAACAGAUAUAAAAAAACGUCAUGUCACUAUGGACUAUGUACCCUGUCUAGCGCCAUGUGAAGAUGAUGAAAAUCAAACUGGCGGUGGUAUAGCGAUUCAGCAUAAUGACUAUCAUAAUCCAUGGAUAGGAAAUGAUAGUGAGAGAGAAUUUCGAUUUAUGAUAAAUGGAAGUGUCAAAGAUGAUCUAGCCCUAACGUUUCAUCAGCCAUCCAGUAUCAGUCAUAUUUAUAAUUCGUCUUAUACACAAACGAUUAUAUCACGACCAAUGGCUCAAAGUGCAGAAACAUUCUUUAUCGAAGGUUAUCGUGCAAGACUUCAUCUACGUCCGAAAGCACUACACAAUCCAUUCUCUCCAGCGGAUAUCAGAAUACCAAUGACAAACACGCGUAGACGGUGGGCUCAUACGUUUCCAAUUGGACCAAAUAAAUUACCUUGGCAUUUUCACCAUCUAAGGCCAAAUGAUCAUGCAAGAAGAAAGAGUCCCGUGAAUUUGUUUGAACAUGCUCAUAAAGUAGUUCCGGGCACAACCAAAAUGAUAAAACAUUUAUUACCAAAGUAUCAACAUUCAAAAAUGGGAAGUGAUCUGAAUAAUAUUAGUAGACCGAGGAGAGUUGUUCAAUCUCCUGUGAGAACGAUCGAGAAUACGCCAUAUUCAAAUGACAAUGGAAAUGAUCAGAUAAUACAACCGACAAGAAAAACAGAUUUAACAAUAGAUAAAGAUUCAAAAAUAACACGAGGACAUAAAUUAACUGGAUCAAUAGCAACAAAAUCAUCAAGAACAAGAAUAGAAGAACAACAAAAACAGCAAGAAACAAUUUUGUGGGGACCAACUGGUGCCGAACCAUGGAGCGCAGCAAUGAUUACGAGUAUUGAUUGGAGAUCGUUAACAAUGCCAGCCUGUUUACCUGGGACGUGUGAUUAUAUUCCAUCAAUGGAAGAAAUAAAUCGUGAAUAUAGUCAAAAUUUGUAUACAUUAAUUUAUACAUUAUCACCGAAGAGAAGACUGGGGCCCAAUGAUACUACAACAGAUGGAUUGAAAGAUACAACAUGGCGUCUACGAAAAGUCAUACUCGAUGAGUUAGUUGAUCAGCGACUAUCACAGGGUUUCCAAAUGGUCAGUGUAAUGCCAGAGAUUUUCAAGGGAAAAAUGGAAGAUUCAAUAACUCAAUCUGGUUAUAAACGUCUUGGACUGGAUUUUUUUCUAAGUAUGGGACGUAUCUAUCACACCAUCAGUUUGGUUACUAGUGAAAAUUCAACAGAAGAUACCGUCGAAAUUUAUGUGCAGCAACACAAACCACAACAUCCAAACCUAGCAAAAUGUAUGGAAUAUAAAUAUCGAUUUCAAGCGCCCGAUUCAUCAUUGUAUGAUUCUGCCAUAUUUGAAUUAAAACCAGAAAAUUUAGAACAAUAUCCAUGGAAUUCUGUUGAUAAUGUUGUUUGUACACAUGGCACAGGAGACAAUCAAUUGCUUGAGACGAUGAAAUAUUGGCGUACACGUUUAGUUGUUAUGCCAGCUAGUCGUGACUAUACACCAAAAAUGGUUGAAUCUGGCGUUAUCAAAUGUGAUAGUAGACCAGAAUUAACGCCGGAGCAAUUUUAUCAGUAUAUUGAACAUUUUACUCGAUUUUUACUAAUGUUAAAUAAAUUAAAAUAUGUUUCUCCAGAGCGUGUGUACAGGACAUUAUUUACAAAAGGUAUUAUUCGACAUUGUACUGGACAAGAAAAAUAUUAUCGAUUUGGAUUCUUUUUAUACUAUAUCGUGACAGACAAAACAAAAGAUUUUCAUUUGGAAGCCAAUGAUUAUGCUGAAGUUGAAUAUUUCAAAGUUCAUGAAUAUAUUCCAUCAAUGGAUUUUGAAGGAUUUGCUGACAGAAAACUUAUGCGUUUAUUACCAAAAAUAAUUAUGAAUGAUAAUAAAACAAAAUCAACAACACAAACGAAUUAUUCUAGUGAUCAACAGUUUGAUCGUGUCAUACAAUCUUAUAAUCUAAUAUCAACAUCUUUAUCAAGUCGCAUUUUACCUCCAUCUAUUUCUUCAGAUUUACCAAAUUUACGGCGAAAUUGCAAUGUUGAUGUUGAUCCAUUAAAUAAAAGUGAUCGUACUGAAUGGGCAACGGCUCAAUAUCAUUCGUAUUAUAAUCCACAUUGUCUAUUUGAAUUAGAAAUACGUUGGUUAGUGGCAACGGCAUGUAUACUCAGUGAUUUAAUUGGUAGUUGGGCUGUUCGUACCCAAACUGGUAUUGGUGAAGCACAAGUUGCAUUCCAUUUAGUACCGGUACCGUGUGAUCCAUUUGCUGAAUUUGAUCCUCUGAGAGGUCCUAUUUAUAUUAGACUAAACGUUGAAUGUUUGAAAGAAAGACUAAGUGAUUUAACAGAAAAUGAUCAGAUUGUGAAAAUGAGUAUAUUUCAAGAACUCAUACUCAAACGAUAUGGUUUUAUUCUAAAUGCUUGUGUCUGUAACAGUGACGAUAGUAUUUAUUAUGUUCAUAUUUCUGGUGGUAUGCUUGUAUAUAUAAUUAGUGAUGUUUAUAAUGUACAUAAAAUUCCAUCGCGAUUAGUUAGUACAGCGGAAACAGUUCCAACAGCUAGGAGUGAUAAAAAAGUGAAAAUGGACAUUGGUUUUUGUUGGUGUUGGAAUUUUUGUUUGGGUAGACGAUGGCGAACAAUAAACACUGGUGAUGAACGAUAUCAGGACAAAAUGUUAGCUGAUUUUAGAUCAUUUUGUCGAAAUGAUGAUAAUAGAAUGGUAUUAUUUUGGGAUGAAGCAUAUGAAAAGGCAACCAAAAUCAAAGCUUUUAAUCGUGACCUUUAA
This is a messenger RNA of Didymodactylos carnosus, 4179 nucleotides long. NCBI's taxonomy places the organism in Eukaryota, Metazoa, Rotifera, Eurotatoria, Philodinida, Philodinidae. The record is from the annotation of a GenBank genome assembly.